Molecule: messenger RNA, 1359 nt
Organism: Adineta ricciae
Lineage: Eukaryota; Metazoa; Rotifera; Eurotatoria; Adinetida; Adinetidae
Source: the annotation of a GenBank genome assembly
AUGAAAGCAACCACUAAAAGACCGACAAGUAGAAUCAAACGAUUACACAACUAUGUUCUAAAACUAAACAUCUAUGGUGAUGAAAGUGAUUCAACACUCAUUGAUCAAUUAUUAUCGACACGAAUAUUCCUCCUUCUCUUAUUCCUCCUUCUGCUUCUUAUUAUAGUUUAUAUCAUUCUUAGUGUUCAAACUCAUUCGGUGACUAUUCAGUCUCCUUCGGAAUCCACUUUCACACAACUGUCUCAACAGUAUCCAAGCACACUCUCAUGCCCAUGUUUACACACAUCUAUUCGACAUGAUCGGUUCCUCUCGCUCAAUCCUCUGUAUCAUCCCAUUUGUACAAGUCGAUUAGUUAAUCAAUCAUUUAUUUCAUUAUUAUCUUCUGCGAAUGUGAGUGAGUAUCACAGCAAAGAUUAUCGAAAAAUGGCAACAUCUCAUUUUCAAAUUCUUGGUUUACUUUGUCGAACAGUUCGACAAAUGAUUGAUGAUUCUUUGAGUGAACUCCUCUCACAACAUUUCACUACUUCAGAAGUUGUCUCAAACGAAACAUUCAAUGCUCAGAUGAAUCAUCUUGUAGAACAAUUGAAAACAACAAAUAUUGCCAAUAUAAAAUAUAUAAGCGAUUUUUUGUGGUUGAACAUGUUCUACAAUGCAAUUUUAUCGGGAUUGAAAACAAACUUUUACCUUAAAUACUCAAAUGCUGGCACUAUGGACUACAAUUUUUAUUCUUAUUUUGAUUUUUCAAAUGCAAAAUGCGAUUGUCAUCGAUCUAUUGAUUGCACUGCACAAGCUGCAAUCACAAAGUUAGUACCGUCUAAUGCAACUGUAAAUCCAACGACAGCUGCGCAGAAUCCAGUCAAACUCUUUAGCAUAUCUGGCCUAAGAGUUGGUUGUCUGCCAUACAGCUCAUUACUUCAAUCAACUCUUGAAUGUUUCUUCAAACAGUCAUGCAUUGACCGAAUUCAAAAGUACCUGCCUGCAUUAGCCUUCGUCUCUCCGCUCUCUGUUCACUCUCGUUUCCAUCAAAAGGCAACCGUCAAGCAUCUUCUCGAUCAACUCUUCAUCGAAUCAUGGAACCAAAUCAACAAUUUCACUGCUUAUUUUCAGAGUUGUUCUCCUCACUCAUGCACAUAUUCAUAUGAUCAACGAUUCAAUAUUCUUUAUGUCAUUGUCAAACUCAUUGGCAUUUUUGGUGGCUUGAAGAUGGUGUUGAAGUUCUCUGCUCCACUCAUUGUGAAACUUAUUCGACGUGUUCAAACGUGUCGAUGCAUUUCUGAGGCAAUAGACAAAAAUGAAAUACCUGUUCAACAAAGUGAGCUAUUUCUUUUCAUACCAAUAUUCAUUUUUUAUUUUACAUGA